GAUUCUUUUCAUGUCUGUGUUUUCUGUUAGAGCUAUUUUAGCAAAUUUAGGCAUGGCAUGAAGACACAUGAAGGAAGAUUGGCUGGCUUUCCAUGAAUGUGGAAGGCCUCAUUUUGGUUUGAAGCAAUAAAAACUAGAAGGGGAGGGGGCAAUUUUUGUGGCGUAAUCAGAUUUGGAUAAAUACUGCUGAUGAAUUAAAAUCCUUCAAAUGGUUACUAGGAGCUUGAGAGAGCUAGCAGAAAAAGAAACAGCUACUUUAGAGAAAUAAGGAGGAAUUCAUACAAAAACAAUGCCAGCAAUCAAUAUAGAUGAUCUAAGUGAGAAGGAUAAAUUGAAAAUGGAAGUAGAACAACUCCGAAAAGAAGUCAAAUUGGAAAGGCAACCUGUGUCUAAGUGUUCUGAAGAAAUUAAAAAUUAUAUUGAAGAAAGAUCAGAAGAAGACCCUCUAGUGAAAGGCAUUCCUGAAGACAGGAACCCUUUUAAAGAGAAAGGAGGAUGUGUAAUUGCAUAGAAGAAUGCUGAUAAUUUUGAAACUGAGAAAAAUAACCAUAGUAUAGCUAGUUUAAUUUAAAUCUCAGGAAUCUUAUUGUACAAAUUAAAAGGUUUUUUUUAAAAAAAAUAAGAAAACAAAUGAUUGUAUUGUUAUUUCCUGAAACAAGUUUUGGCUUACCAUAUUAUUAAAUUUCUUUCAAGAGGC
Messenger RNA from Crotalus tigris (Tiger rattlesnake), 697 nucleotides. RefSeq names its product guanine nucleotide-binding protein G(I)/G(S)/G(O) subunit gamma-11. The transcript is spliced from 3 exons. NCBI's taxonomy places the organism in Eukaryota, Metazoa, Chordata, Lepidosauria, Squamata, Viperidae. The coding region runs from base 290 to 511 and encodes 73 amino acids. Gene Ontology annotation, biological process: G protein-coupled receptor signaling pathway. The record is from RefSeq and is a predicted model, not a curated record. Gene Ontology annotation, cellular component: heterotrimeric G-protein complex. Gene Ontology annotation, molecular function: G-protein beta-subunit binding.